Messenger RNA from Populus trichocarpa (black cottonwood), 3090 nucleotides. RefSeq lists its product as uncharacterized. Lineage: Eukaryota; Viridiplantae; Streptophyta; Magnoliopsida; Malpighiales; Salicaceae. The coding region runs from base 1102 to 2796 and encodes 564 amino acids. The record is from RefSeq and is a predicted model, not a curated record. The transcript has 4 exons.
UUAUCUGUUCAUGGAUUGUUGAAUUUUGAAAUUAAUUAUUUUGUUUCCCAGAAGGUUUGACUUUGGAUAACAUAAUGGACACGUGCUUUGACAUUUAACUAUCUCCUCUCUCUCUUAAUUAUGGCAUGUUAUAGCAGUCACAAUUUUGGUCAAUACAUGAUUUUUUUGGAUGUCUAGAGUCAGAUUGCCUUAUUGAAUUUUUUUUUCCUUGCUUUAUAGCAGUCACAAUUUUGGUCAAUACAUGAUUUUUUUGGAUGUCUAGAGUCAGAUUGCCUUAUUGAAUUUUUUUUUCCUUGCUUUAUAGCAGUCACAAUUUUGGUCAAUACAUGAUUUUUUUGGAUGUCUAGAGUCAGAUUGCCUUAUUGAAUUUUUUUUUUCCUUGCUUUUGAACUUCUAUAAAGAUGAAUACCUGAGGGGAAAAACUAUAGCUAAUGAAGAAUUUAUGUAUUUCUCCUUUGUUCCAGGAAAUUGGAUAUUAUACAGGAUAACAAUGGAGGUGUUCCUUUUUUUUUUUUUUGUGGGUGUGUUAUUUAACUUCUAAUGACUCUUAUUCCAGUCAUCAUAUAAUGAAUUUUUCACAUGAAUUGUAUUUGUUUUAAUUUGUUAUAUCAAAGUUUGCAAUAUGUAUAAGAAUAUGCUUAUGCAGAAGAAUUGGUGUAGUUUACUGGGUCAAUAAGCUAAAUACUCGGGGGUUCUUUUUGAGUACCUGUAGCUUUCAAUUCAAGUCUUAUGUGGCUUUGUUUUUUGGUUUAUAUGUGUGGUGACUAUUUUGAAGUGAUUGGCUUCACACAUGGUGGAUGUUAUUAUCAUGCCAGAUCAUGUAAAGUGGCAUAUUCCUGGAGGAUUUUCUCAAUUUGUUUUGUUUAUGCUCUGGAUCCUUAAGCUACUUUGUCCAGUUGUUUAUUUGACAGUGACCUAAAUCUCACAUGGGGCUUGAACCAAGGGCCAAGGAGUAAGGUUCUUUUAGUUGGAACCGCUACAUUAAACCUCUCGGAAUAUGCUUCAACAGCUAAGGAGAAAGAAGCUGAAAUUGCUGUUCCUUUAACAGUUCACAAUGGCACCGUUGAGGGCACUCCCUUGCUUCAUUUGUCUCUCAGGUUGAUGGAAUUGAGAACUAUUCGAGAACCUCUACAAGCAGUGCAGAGAGUGAUAGAGACUGCCCCAUCAUCACCCUCAUCUCUUGAAACUCUAUCACCAAGGAGAGAUGAACUUUCUGUUCUUAAAGCAGGUUUGAGAAAAGUGAAAAGCCUCCAAGUGAGAAAAAAGGCUUGUCACAAAGAGAACAGUAAUGAUAGGUGCUGUAACAGAAUCGAAGAUCAUGAGGACAACUACCCAUUUGAUACAGAUUCACUCGAUGAUGAUGCUGAGGGGGAAUCGGAGGAGAGCAACGGGGAUCCUAGUGCCCAGCUGUCAUUCAAUUAUGAAACAUUGGCGCAUGCAAACAAGGCUGGAGGAUCAUUUCAUUCAAUUUCUAUAACUAAUGGUGAAGAUGAGAGUUGGAUAUACUAUAACCAUUGUAAACCGGAUAUGGGAUCUUUGUAUGUCGAAUACCCAACUGCAUCAGACCAUGAACAAUCUUCGAAACAGAGUUCAAAACUUGGAAUCUUAGCUUGGAGGAAAAGAAAACUGAGCUUUAUAUCCCCUAAGCCUAAAUCUAAAGGCGAGCCUCUCUUGAAAAAGGAUUGUGGAGAAGAGGGUGGUGACGACAUUGAUUUUGAUCGCAGGCAGCUUAGCUCCUCUGAUGAGUCCAGUUUUGGGUGGAAUAAAUCGGAAGAAGGUUCGACUACUAGUAGAUCAUCAUUCACCGAAUUUGGGGGCGACAAUUUUACUGUAGGCAGCUGGGAGACAAAAGAAGUAAUAAGCCGUGACAGGCACAUGAAGCUCCAAGCACAGGUCUUUUUCGCUUCAAUUGAUCAGAGGAGUGAGCGAGCUGCUGGUCAAAGUGCCUGUACGGCACUGGUUGCUUUCAUUGCUAAUUGGUUGCAGUCUAACCGAUAUGAAGUGCCAAUCAAGUCUGAAUUCGACUGCUUGAUCAGAGAUGGAUCUUUAGAGUGGAGAAAUCUCUGUGAGAAAGAGGACUAUAGACAACGAUUUCCUGACAAGCACUUUGACCUUGAGACAAUUCUUCAAGCUCAAAUUUGUCCUCUUUCAGUUGUCCCAGAAAAGUCCUUCAUUGGAUUCUUCCAUCCAGAAGGCCUAGAAGGAGAUUUUGACUUCCUUCAUGGCGCAAUGUCCUUUGACAGUAUUUGGCAGGAGAUUAGUCAUCAUGGGUCAGACUGGUCUAACAAUUCUGACCCUUUGGUCUACGUUGUAAGUUGGAAUGACCACUUUUUUGUCCUCAAGGUUGAACGGGAUGCCUACUAUAUCAUUGACACACUGGGAGAGAGGCUUUAUGAGGGAUGCAAUCAAGCCUAUGUCCUAAAAUUUGACAAAGAUACGACAAUCCAGAAACUACCAAAGGAAACUAAAGGAUCAGAUGAAAAAACUGUUGGCAACAAAGUGCAACCAAGCAGCUCCAAGGAAAAAACUCCAGCUGAUAGGAAUCUGCCAUCAAUUCCAAACGAGGGAGAAAAGACUCCGAUGGAAGAAGAGAUUGUGUGUAAAGGAAAGGAGUCAUGCAAGGAAUAUAUCAAGAGUUUCUUGGCUGCAAUCCCUUUAAGGGAAUUGCAGGCUGAUAUCAAGAAGGGUUUGAUGGCAUCAACACCCCUUCACCAUCGACUUCAAAUUGAGUUCCACUACACCCAGCUAACGCUACCCGUAGAUGAAAAUUCAUCAAGAGAUGUAACUGUUUGCUGAUACACCGGCUGCAUCGGCUGUUAUCAUGUUGAAUACCUCCUAUAGAGUUGAGUUCCUACAAUCUUCUCUAAAUUUGAUUACUCUAGCCCCCUCCCCUCUGCAAUAUAUGGUUUUUUAGGAAAUAAUUAGGCUGACACAGCCAUCUAGUGAUUUGUUUUCGAGGUUCUUUGUAUAUUCCAAAUGUAGUUUUCGGACCAGGAAUGUAACUAUCUUCCUUUUUUUACGACGGAUAAUAACCAACUCCCUAUAGUAAUUUCCAUGCAUAAUGUCGCAUACAGCUUCAUUAUUUUAUUA